Messenger RNA from Sitophilus oryzae (rice weevil), 3547 nucleotides. Its product is annotated as protein toll-like. Gene Ontology annotation, molecular function: protein binding; transmembrane signaling receptor activity. Bases 264 to 3347 code for a protein of 1027 amino acids. Lineage: Eukaryota; Metazoa; Arthropoda; Insecta; Coleoptera; Curculionidae. Gene Ontology annotation, cellular component: membrane. The transcript is spliced from 5 exons. Gene Ontology annotation, biological process: immune response; toll-like receptor signaling pathway. The record is from RefSeq and is a predicted model, not a curated record.
ACAGCAACUCAACACCAGGCGUGCGCUCAGAUUGUAACUUGACUUAAGCCGUGUUUUUCGCUUUUUGACGUUUUAACCUCGAUAGAAAAGUUUUCGAAAGACAAAAAGUGUACAGUGCCGCACUACAGGUGUUUUAGUGUCGAAAGUGUACGUCUUCCAGCUAGUUUGAUCAUCACGUAGUGUUGCCACCGUAAAAAACGAGGGAAUAAAAUCAAUAUGGUGGAUUUGUAAACAAAUGUGGAGAAAUAUCAAAAACACCAAGGAUGAGUUCUUUCCAAUGGAGGCUACUGGUUACCGUAUUAGCAUGCUUUUGCAGUAUGGGACUUACCUACGGCCACGAACUAUGCCCACCAUCAAUCAACUGCGACUGCUUUUUAGGGACGUACAACACGGAGCUGCAGUGUCCCAAAUAUGUCGGCUCCGUAGGAAUAACUAUUAUAACCGGAGAGAAAGUUGACGUAGAGUGUGUCACGGAAGACAUUUUAGACCCGGAUAUCAUUCCCAAUUUUGACGCACACCGUGAAAGAAAGUUUGUAUUGAAAUAUUGUAACUUCAACUCGACUUUUGAGGAUAUAUUUCGAAAAUUCCAAAUGACCAAGGUUGAGAGGAUCGUUUUUGAACAGAUGGGAGUUCAAACGACGGAAUAUUUGAAUGUUUCGAAAGAACUUCUAAGAGGUCUUAGUGAUUUAAGUUUUCUUUCACUGACAUUCAGCAAGCCAGUGUUCGAAACUGACUUUUUAAAAAACGUGACAAAACUACGGUCUCUGUAUCUGAAUUCUAAUCAGAUCACCUCCAUCAACUGGACAUUCGAACACGUGCCCGACUUGGAACAUCUGGAUGUAUCCAGAAACCAAAUUGAAAAUUUAACUGAUGGUACUUUUAAAGAUUUGAAAAAUCUGAAUGUUUUACAUUUAUGGGGAAAUCAAAUACAAAGUUUAAGAAGAAAGACGUUUACCGGCCUGGAAAAUUUAAACUUGGUGGAGUUGUACAGCAAUCAAGUAACAAAUCUUCCAGAGGACACGUUCUACGACUUGGUGAAUGUAGAAAACAUUGGUCUUCGGGCAAAUAAAAUUGAACAUGUGCAUGGCAAAACAUUUAGGAAUAAUCACCUCCUUCAGAACGUCAGAUUGGAUUUCAACAAGAUCCAAACCUUGGAGGAUUAUUUAUUCUCCAAUUUCUCAAAUUUAAACUCAGUAGAGUUAAAUGAUAAUAAACUCCAAUCUAUCCCCGAGCACACCUUUACAAACUCCACAUCGCUUGUUGAAAUUAAACUACAAAACAACAAAUUGGAAACGCUUCCUGAGAAACUCUUCGACGGGCUCAAGAACCUUCUAAAACUUGAUUUAUCAAGCAACUCUCUGAAAUCUCUGAGCAACGAUGUCUUCUCCAGUCUGGAAAAACUUAAUGAACUUUAUUUGGGAAGUAAUUUGUUGGAAGAAAUAUCAGAUGUGGUAUUUGGAAAAUUGAAGAGUUUGGACACAUUGAACCUUUCUAAAAACAGAAUUGUGACUAUUGAGAUCCUGGCAUUCUCUCAGACUCCUUUAGUUUUCCUAGAUUUAUCGUACAACAUGUGGAACAACAGUUAUUUGGAAGGUUUUGGCAGUCCGUUGGGCGAGUGUGUCAAAGCCAAAGAACUGAUUCUGCAUCAUAACAACAUAACUGAAGCCAUAGAGAUUCAUUCGCUUAUAAGUUUGACGCUGUUAGAUCUCAGUUAUAAUGACAUCACUAAAGUGCCGAUCGACCUAUACGCCAGUGGAGCCGACAUAGUGGUCAAUUUUACGCACAACAAAAUCAAGACGGUUGGCAAUUUCAUCGAGGCAAAAUACAUUGUCAAGUGGAAUUUAGAAGAGAACCAAUCCCCUCUUGGUCAAGCCGUCAUAGACGUAAACGAUAAUCCCAUCAGUUGCGAUUGUGCCAAUUAUGAAUUGAUCAAAUACAACAAUCUGGACUAUCCAAACCUCACACAGGCGAUAGACAUCAAACAAGAAAACUUAUACUGUCCUAACUCUCACAGCUUAAAAAUAGAGGACAUAAAACCAUGGAACAUAUAUUGCUCUACGGAUUCAUGUUCUGAUAUAUGCAGCUGUUCGUAUCAGCCUUACUACAAGGCAGUUAUGGUUGACUGUUCUUAUAGGAAUCUGACUCAGUAUCCAGAUUUUAAUCUUAACCUUAUCACAAGUGAUAGCUACCAGCAAACCGUGUUGAAUUUGACGGGAAACCAAUUGACAGCUGGACCAAGGGACGAUGUUAACUACCAGAACGUAACUCGUUUGGAUCUGUCAAGGAACAGAAUAAACAAUAUUAGUUGGAUUCCACCUAAAAUUAAGGAACUAAACCUUCAAGGAAAUAAGCUAACAGUAUUGGAUCACGAGAUUGUAGAUGUGCUAAAUAAGACAAGCUCUAUAGAAAAAUUAAUAUUAAAGGACAAUCCAUGGGUGUGCGAUUGCAAACUAUUCGAUUUACAAAAAUAUCUGAUGCAGAAUUACAAAAAAGUUCAAACUGCUGACGUAUUUUGCCACAAUACCAACACACUCUUGGAAAAAACUUUCGAUUUAUGCAAGACUUCGCGCUACCUAACCAUCAUGCUGCCUAUCGCACUCAGCAUGCUCUUAGCAUUCGCAGUCAUGGCAGCAAUCUACUACCGUUACCAAACCGAAAUCAAGAUCUACCUCUACGCCAAGAACCUCUGCUUGUGGUUCGUUACCGAAGAAGAACUGGACAAAGACAAGACUUAUGACGUGUUCGUCAGUUACUCCCAAGAAGACGAGAAGUUCGUAGUAGAACAUCUGGUUCCAGAGCUGGAAAGCGGAGAGCACCCUUUCAAAGUUUGCAUCCACAUCAGGGACUGGAUACCCGGCGACAUGAUCGCCGAACAGAUUGUACGAUCUGUGAAUGAAUCCAGAAGGACUCUGGUUGUCCUUUCCAAUAAUUUUCUCAAAAGUGUCUGGGGAAAAAUGGAAUUCAGAACGGCGCACACUCAAGCCAUGUCUGAAGGUAGAGCUAGAGUAAUUGUGGUGAUACUUGGUGACCUAGAUGAAGAGAAAAUAGACGAUGAGCUCAAAAGCUAUCUUAAAACUAACACCUACGUUAAAUGGGGUGAUAGAUACUUUUGGAAUAAGCUCAAGUACGCCAUGCCGCAUUCUAGAAAUGGGUUUUACGCUAGGAAUAGGAAAAUGAUGCUCAAAAUAGACGACAAGUUUAUCUUGGUACCCCCUAGUCCAACGAAGACCAGUACACCUCCGAUUACAUUGAAUCCGUCCCUUCUGGAAAAAAGUGAGAUUAAACUGGACAUUCCCAGGAAUUUCGAUGAGGUGAAUCCCGAUAGUGUAAAACUGACUAUUCAAUAAAAUAGUCACAGAACGAACUCUUUAAUCUGUAGAGGUUUACUUUUCUUUCUCACCAGAAAACGUAACACAUUUAGAUAAAAUUGGUUUAUUUGAUUAGGGACCUACUAUACAGAAAAGUCUAGAAACAAUUCUAGCCUUAGCGACUUAUAUGCAAGACAACCAUAUCUCACGGACAGGCUCUCUAUCUUGUUUCGCUGUUA